Messenger RNA from Cyphellophora europaea CBS 101466, 1389 nucleotides. RefSeq lists its product as uncharacterized. Gene Ontology annotation, biological process: transmembrane transport. The transcript has 5 exons. Gene Ontology annotation, molecular function: transmembrane transporter activity. The coding region runs from base 1 to 1389 and encodes 462 amino acids. The record is from RefSeq and is a predicted model, not a curated record. Lineage: Eukaryota; Fungi; Ascomycota; Eurotiomycetes; Chaetothyriales; Cyphellophoraceae. Gene Ontology annotation, cellular component: fungal-type vacuole membrane.
AUGUCUGCUACAGAAACUAUUGAGCUUCGUUCCAAUACCGGCACAACCGGAGCAGAUGUUCCCAACUGGCAGGAUUCUACGGCCCCGUCAGAUCCCGAUAGCAUCGUUGAGGCGUCUAGAAUUGCCGACGCCAGCGUCCCUGACGGCGGCUACGGGUGGGUCAUAGUCGCGUCGUGUAGUACGAUGUGCUUUUGGUUUGUCGGCACAAGUAAGUUCCUUACCAAAUUCACCACUGUCCGCGCCUCCAUGCAGGCUUCCUUACUCAUGGAGCCUUGGCUCAUUGACCUGGAGGCCGUGCUGACCUAUAGUUGGGGAGUCAUUCAGGCGGCUUUGAUUGAGAACAAGGUUGCAUCUCCGUCUACCCUCUCGUUUGUCGGCUCGCUCGCCGUCGCCUGCAAUGCCGCAUUCGCGAUCCCUAAUGGCAGGCUUACUCGAGCUCUUGGGGCCCGCAAAGUCGCUCUGCUUGGCGUAUCUCUGAUGGGGUUGGGUCAGAUAUUGAGUGGCUUUUCCCAGAGCAACAUUGGCGGUCUAUUCAUUACCGCCGGCCUAAUGAUGGGUUAUGGAUAUUUUUCGCGCCGCCGAGGUCUAGCGAAUGGUCUCGUCUUCGCCGGUGGUGGACUUGGUGGAGCCAUCAUAAGUCUGUCCAUGUCAGCGAUUGUCGAGCGUCUGGGUACAGCAUGGGCUUUCCGACUGGUUGGCCUUCUGAUGUGGGCUACAGGUCUACCAAUGGCCUGGCUGAUCAGAGAGCGAGCGCCUGUAAAGACGGCCACUUUCAUCGACCUGUCAUUGUUCCGCGAUUUCAAGUUUGUGAUGGUGUUCUUGGUCGGUGCCGUUGCCACUUUUCCCUUAUGCGUUCCUCCGUUCUUCUUACCUCUGUACGCCCGCUCCCUCGGUUUCUCGCCUUACACAGGUGCAGCUCUUGUGGCAGGUUUCAAUUUCUCCUCGGCUAUUGGCCGGAUUGCAACCGGCUUCAUGGGCGACAAGCUUGGGCCUCUGAAUUCCUUGUUCGCGACAUUAAUGCUGAGCGCCCUCAGCAUGCUGUGCCUCUGGCCUGUCUCUUCCUCCCUGGGCCCGCUGGUCGCCUUCGUGAUUGUGAACGGCAUUGGCAAUGGUGGCUUCUUUUCCGUGAUGCCUACUGUUGUGUCCAACGUGUUCGGAAGCGUGCGAGUUUCGGUCGCAAUGGGGGCCGUUGUGACAUCCUGGACCGGGGGCUAUCUGAUGGGUGCUCCAAUCGCUGGCUACCUGCUUGACGCUUAUGGCGGGGAGACAGCCGGCUUCAAAGCCUACAGGCCAGCUAUAUUCUAUGCCGGAUCCCUGGCGUUGCUUUCCGCUGGUCUCGUGGCUUUACUCCGCUUGCGCAUGUCGAAAAGCCCUCUCAAACGGCUGUGA